GUAGGAGGAGGACUCAGCAACCAACCCAACAUUUCUCCCUCGUGACAAAUCUCAAUUUUGCAAGAGAAAAAAGAAGAAGACAGAAACUGAAACUUAGUUUUCUUAUCAAUGAUGUCAAGUUCUAUGGAGUGCUCUGAUUCCGCCGCUACUCGGAGAUUCUCCAGAAAGCCGGGCUUCUCCCUUACGUGUAGUCGGCUGAGUCAGUACCUGAAAGAGAACGGUAGCUUUGGAGAUCUGAGCUUAGGGAUGUCAUGCAAGCCUCAGGUCAACGGCAACUCACGUCAGCCCACAACAACAAUGAGUUUAUUCCCUUGUGAAGCUCCUUCCAUGACGAUUGGUCAAGAUAUUAAACCGGAGAAUCUGUUUACUCGGCAACCAAGCUUCUCUUCCUCAUCUUCCUCUCUCCCCAAGGAAGAAGAUGUCCUCAAAACGACGCAAACCAUUUCUACUACUAGAUCUGUGAAACCAGAGCCACAAACUGCACCGUUGACUAUAUUCUACAACGGGGAGGUGAUUGUGUUCAACGACUUUUCUGCUGAGAAAGCCAAAGAAGUGAUGAACUUGGCUAGCAAAAGAACCGCUAAUAGCUUCACCGGUUUCACAUCUACUCUUAACUUAGCCAAGAAUCAAACCGAGGUCAGAGCUCCUACCUCUAACCAAGCUCCACAUCUCAUGAAAACCGCAGCACAACAAGAACCAAUCAUAUCCUCCUCAACUGCAAUGGCAUGCGAACUUCCUAUUGCUAGAAGAGCUUCACUCCAUCGGUUCUUGGCCAAGAGAAAGGAUAGAGUUACGUCAAAGGCACCAUACCAACUAAGCGAUCCAGCCAAAGCGUCUUCAAACAACAACAACACCGUCUCUUGGCUCGGUUUAGCAGCUCAAAUAUGACUGAACCACCACCACAAACCUUACCGAGGCCUAUUCUUUCUGACGUUGCAUCAAUGAACAAGAUUAUAUAUAAAAGCUCAUGCGUCCAUGAUUCUCAACAACUAUUCCAAUUAUUAGGAAACUUCAUAUAUAUAUUUUGUAUGUAUUUGAUUAAUUCUUGUUAGUGUCUUGUCUUUUAGAAGGUGUUGUCUUAUGUCUUUCUAAACACCCACUCUCUGGGUAAAUCUCAUAAUUAGUAGAUCUCGUAUGUUACUGGUUUUGUAAGAACAACAAUUUUUGUUGAGGACUAUACUAGUUUUAUUUUUAAUCA
This is a messenger RNA of Raphanus sativus (radish), 1198 nucleotides long. RefSeq names its product protein TIFY 10A. The coding region runs from base 109 to 888 and encodes 259 amino acids. Gene Ontology annotation, cellular component: nucleus. Gene Ontology annotation, biological process: regulation of jasmonic acid mediated signaling pathway; response to wounding; regulation of defense response. The transcript is spliced from 4 exons. NCBI's taxonomy places the organism in Eukaryota, Viridiplantae, Streptophyta, Magnoliopsida, Brassicales, Brassicaceae. The record is from RefSeq and is a predicted model, not a curated record.